Uloborus diversus is the source of this 2710-nucleotide messenger RNA. RefSeq names its product corrinoid adenosyltransferase MMAB-like. Gene Ontology annotation, molecular function: corrinoid adenosyltransferase activity. The record is from RefSeq and is a predicted model, not a curated record. NCBI's taxonomy places the organism in Eukaryota, Metazoa, Arthropoda, Arachnida, Araneae, Uloboridae.
UGAAAAUUAAAUCGCGUCGCAUUUUAAAAAGUAAAUUUUUAAGCCGGCUGCUCUACAAAGACAAGAAUUCGUUCAAAAACUGAAUGUUUUUCGAAUAAAUAAAUUUCAACUUUCAUCUUAAUUUGUUCAAUGCAAUUUUUGUUACGAAAUGCUUCCAAUUCCUAGAUUGCUAGUCUGCAGUACUGCUAAAUUAGUAAAUGUUUCUUCUAAAUAUUGUUUUCAAUUUUCCACCAGUUCUUGUAUGAGAUUCCCAAAGAUUUAUACACGAACUGGAGAUAAAGGAAAAUCUUCUACUUUUACUUUAGAACGGCGAUACAAGGAUGAUAUGAUUUUUGAGGCAUUAGGUUCAACCGAUGAAUUAACAAGUGCAAUUGGGUUUGCAAGAGAGUUUUUGCCUGAAUCAUGUGAGCAUAUCGACAAACAACUACAAGAAGUGCAGUGCAUCAUUCAAGAUCUUGCUGCUGCUGUUGCGACACCUAAAAGCUCUAGCAAACAACGACACAUUGAAAAGACAAAAUUUACUGGAAAUCAUGUAGAAACUCUUGAAAUAUGGAUUGAUGAGCAUACAAAAAAUUUACCUCCUCUUAAUAAUUUUAUUCUACCCUCUGGAGGGCCAGGCAGCGCUGCUCUUCACUUGGCUCGUGCUAUCUGUCGUCGUGCUGAAAGAAGAGUUGUACCACUUGUUAAAGAUGAUGAAGUUGAUGAAGCUCCAAUGCAAUAUUUAAAUAGAUUGAGCGAUUAUCUGUUCACUAUUGCACGAGUUGUAGGAUUGGCUGCUGGAAGAGAAGAAUUUAUAUACUGGCAACCGAAACCAAGAUCUAAGAAAUAAAUUUGAAAACUAAAUGUGUACUAAAAAUUUUAAUGAUGUUUUUUGUCUGACAACUAUUUUUGGGAAAUGAGUAUAUGAUCAUGUUUCUUUUCAAUCCUAUUUGUCAAGUUAAGAAAUUUAAAUAUCGUUAUUUUGCUUUUUGUCAAUAUUUUUGAAGGACAGAAGUGCAAGAGUGUUAAAGUUGUGGUUUUCAUACAUAUGUAAAGUUAACACAUUUCAAUGUUUAGAAUAUUUUUCUUAUAUUUUUAUACUGUCACAAAAAAUGAAUCUCAAGGUGUUGCUUUUUUGUUGACAACGAAUUUUGCAAUUUGUCUUUGAAAGCAUUUUUGAGUUAAAGAUAAAAAUUCAUACAAAGUUGUAAAAUUAUCUUGGUUGUUCUUUUUGUUUUAUACCAGCACCAUGCAAAUGUAUGUGAUUUAGAGUAGAUUAAAAAAUUACAAUUAUUAGUUGUGCCAAAAUGAAGGAUAUGAAAGUCUACUGAGAACUACUUUAAGUACCUAAAAUCUGUUUUAUUUUUAGCUAUAUAUCUUUUCCUUAGUUAAUAUAGUACUUUGUAGGGAUUUUAUAUGCAGCCAUUUAAUUUUAGCAAAAAAAUUAUUUUCUGACUGUAGAAAUCUUUAGUAAGAGUCAAGAAGAUAAGUUUUGCUAUGAUAUUUAAACAAAAAUCAUGCUAUUCCAGUUAAUCUUAUAAUCAACAGUAAAUACCAUAGCAAUAUUUAACUUCUUGUGAUGCUUAUUUAUCUUGUGAUACUUAUUUAUUCAAAAAUAUUGAAUUCAAGUGGUUAAAAAAGAUUUGUGUGCUAAAGAAAACUAUAUCCAUUUAAAAAUUUGUUAAACCUUUGAUAAAAUCUUUUUAACAAACUUUUAGAAAUAUAAAUGUUGCUGAAAAACAAGUGGGUUGCAUUAUUACCUUAAUUUAUUAAAUUUUCAGUGAGUCACAUGCUGAAUACAUAUGCUCCCAAAAAUUACAAAAAUCAAUCUAUUACACAUGAUAUUGAUAUAGUAUGAAGUGGUAAGUUAGAAUCAAUUGGUUUUUUCUGUUAAGAAAGAAAAAACAUCAAGUGCUGUUUUAAGAUAAAAUAGAAUUGAGGAUUUUUUUUAUAUAGAAAUUCAAAUGUUGCUGAAAAAUAAGGUUACACAAACAUUUGAAUUUAUAUUCAUUUAUUAAAUUUUCAGUGAACCACAUGCUGAAUACAUAUGCUCCCAAAAAUCAAACUAUUACACAUAUUAGGUAUUGAUAUAGUAUGAAGUGGUAAGUUAGAAUCAAUUGGUUUUUUCUGUUAAGAAAGAAAAAACAUCAAGUGCUGUUUUAAGAUAAAAUAAAAUUGAGGAUUUUUUUUUUUAUAGAAAUUCAAAUGUUUUUGAAAAAUAAGGUUACACAAACAUUUGAAUUUAUGUUCAUUUAUUAAAUUUUCAAUGAAUAACAUACAGAAUAUAUAUGCUCUAAAAUAUUUGCAAAAAUUUAUACUAUAAUAUAUUAUUGAAAAAGUAUGAAGUGUUAAAAGUUAGAAUCAAUGAAUUUUUAGUGUUAAGAAAGAAAAAAAUAUGAACUGCUGUUUUAAGAAAUACAUUAUAAAAUAGAAUAGAGGAUUUUUUUUUAUCCAGCUGCAUAUCAUUUAUUUUUUAUUUUUAGUGUAAAAAAUUUUGCAGGCUGUCUUUCUCCUGCAAAUAAAAUUUUACACUUGUAUCCAAUGUUUUUGAAACAGCAUUCAAGUUUGCUUGUCUUAAUGGCUUCCACUGCAUAUUGUUUUUGCGAGUUGGAAAUAUGCUUUUCAUGAUUUUUUUUUUUUUUUAAUGAAAUUCAUAUCUAAACCUGCAUUUAUGUUUUUAGUUUUUGUUAAUGUGUAAUUUUUGCAAAAUGAAGAUCUGAAUAUUUUUGAA